Bactrocera dorsalis (oriental fruit fly) is the source of this 2269-nucleotide messenger RNA. RefSeq lists its product as uncharacterized. The transcript has 4 exons. The record is from RefSeq and is a predicted model, not a curated record. Lineage: Eukaryota; Metazoa; Arthropoda; Insecta; Diptera; Tephritidae. The coding region runs from base 781 to 2031 and encodes 416 amino acids.
UAAAAAAUGUCAUAAUUUUAGUUUAUAAGCUACCCCGUUGAAAUUAAACAAUAAUAAUUGAAAACGAGUAAAAAUAUUUAAUAUAGAUAAAACAUUUUAUGACAAAUUAAUAAAAGGUAUAUAAUGAGAGUAAAUAGUUCUGCUGGUAUAUAUAUUUAGUGUUGGCUCAGUUUCAACUAUUCGAUGGCUGUAAGAAAUCUGCAUCUCGCAGUAUAUAUUGUGUUAAUUUGAACAAUUUGUCAGAGCAUCAUAUUUUUAACAUAAAUAAAACAAACACCUAUGAUUGUUAUCAAAACUGGACAACACAAAGAUAAAGCAAAACUACUCAAAAUAUAACAAUAGCCUCCUAACUAGCGCCAGAAUACAGUCUGCAACAACGUGCUAAUGAAUUUUUUUCAAGAAAAUAACACCAACUAUAGUGGAUACACAUUACAAGAAUGUUGAUGCAAAAUAUUCUUAUAACAAAGAUAAUAAAAAAUAUUGAUAAACACAAUAAUUAUCUCAAAAAUAUUGUGCCAAAUUUCUUACAAAAAUAAAAUCAUAUCACUUGUAUAUCAAUUUAUGACCAAAGUGAUAACAAAAAUAUCGUGUGACACUGAUUUCGACUCACAAUUGACGUUGAAAUGAAUCAUUAAUAUUGGACAAACAUAUAUAACUAUAUAUACAUAUAAAAUUACAUAGCAAGUACCUCAUUUUUUAACUAUCACUGUGGAGAGAUCAAAAGAAAUCGGACGUAGAAAUACGCGAAUUUUACGAAAACUAAACCAAAAACUAGCGGCAAUGCGAACAAAACACUUUAUUUUAAUACUCUGCUGUGUUAUCAUUACGACUAUAUUUUUCAUAAUUUUGGGACCGGCUGGUGAACCAAACGAUUCCUUAAAAAGCAUUGUUUCACAUACUCAUCAGCAAUUUAACAAAUUACAAGAAAAUUUGCGUGUUACUGAGCAAAAGAAGCUUGAAAUAGAUGCCAAAUAUUUGAAUUUGCUAGGGUUCACCGAUUCAAUUUACGCAAAGGAGUUCCAGGCUUACAAUCGCUAUGAAAUUGGAAAUGGUUUCAAAUCAGAUGCAGACAUUGAAAUAUCGCAUCUUCCGCUGAUAGAGCAACCUGCACAGAAGCAACAAAAAACCGAUGGUUAUUCAAGUAAUAGUAACACACUUCAACAUAGUAGCAAGACACGGCUAGCUACAACACCAUACAAUGGUACGAAAGCAAACUUUACCAUUGUAACAUAUGUGCAGGAUGGACAAGCGCCUUCGGUAAUAUUACUAGCGCAAAAUAUUGCUUCAAAAUUUCCGGAUGAACAUUUACUUGUUUAUGAUAUCGGCUUAUCAGAGGAUGAUUCACGCAGUUUAACAGCUUAUUGUAACAUCACUAGGUGUUCAGUCAUUAGCUAUGAUUUGUCAGUAUUUCCGUCGCACGCCUUUGAUCGUCGCAUGCACGCUUAUCGGCCGAUUGUAAUAAAAGACGCUUUGACGCGUUCGAAAAGUAUUCUUUUUGUCGAAAAUUAUAUACGAUUUCGUGGUGGUAACCAUGACCUACAAAAAUUACGAAAUAAAGUCUUAAGUACGGGAGUUUUAGGUUGGAACACUUCGACUGCUGUAUCCACACGCACACAUCCAAAAAUGUUCGAAUACUUUCAAACCGAUGCGGACGACUUCAUUUUUCUACGAAUGGUUGAUCUCGAUGUAGUUUUAUUCAUGGACACUCCUUUUGUAGAAAAGAAUAUAAUGCUGCCCUGGUUGAAGUGUGCAUUGACAGUGGAAUGUAUAGAUCCGAUUGGUGCGCAAUGGAAUGGCUGCAAAUAUAAUAAGAAACCGCUUUAUCGAUACUCUGGAUGUCACGCCUAUGACGUUUCAGCUUUCAACAUAGUCCUCGGCUUAACAUGGCAUUUAGAUGUCUCACAAUACUCAAUGCCCAGCGAGGGAAAUAAUAUUUUUUACAAAGAAACUUUAGAAAAAGCUACUAGAAUACUAGAAAAUAGACGACUUAACAACAGUGAUACGUCGGAGCAUCCCGUAACGGAAGAUUAGUUCUAAAACAUGUUAGAAGUUACUAGACAUUGUUGUUUGUUUUCUUUUUUUAAGUGCUAAACCAAAAUAUUAGCUUAUCUGUUUAAAUAUUUAAUUACGUAAAAUGUAAGUUUAGUAUUUAAAUUUCUAUGCUUAAGAAAUAAAUUUCUUUCAAAUUGUAGCAAAACCAAAUACUUAUAUAAUAUUAUGUCGCGAGCCAUACGAGUAAAAAUAAAUAAUAUUGUAUAAGCGCUUGAAA